Molecule: messenger RNA, 4882 nt
Organism: Siniperca chuatsi (mandarin fish)
Lineage: Eukaryota; Metazoa; Chordata; Actinopteri; Centrarchiformes; Sinipercidae
Gene: kdr
Product: kinase insert domain receptor (a type III receptor tyrosine kinase)
Exons: 30
Coding region: 253-4314 (1353 amino acids)
Biological process (GO): cell migration; positive regulation of kinase activity; protein phosphorylation
Cellular component (GO): membrane; signaling receptor complex
Molecular function (GO): ATP binding; vascular endothelial growth factor receptor activity; growth factor binding
Source: RefSeq, a predicted model, not a curated record
GAGAGACGCUCCUCCCCUGCAGGCUGUUCAGCUGAAGCGCUUCUCUCCAUCCUCAGCUUCAGCUCCAUGGGGACACACGCAGCCACACUCUACUGCUGCUUGUUUUCAUGACUUUCACAGACUUUUCUCGGGAGUGGACUAUAAAGCAUCAGACGUCAAUGGAUUAGUACUGAGCUUGGAGGAUUAUUAUUACUGCGCUGAAGCUUUUUUUUAUUGGAUGUUCAUGAGGACUCUGUCCAUGUCUUCUGACGGAUGAUGGCUCCGGCAGUCUCCGUCAUUCCACUAUUUGGCAUAAUUCUGGAAAUCAGUUGUGUUGCUGCCAUUGAGCUGCGGUUUAUGCCUGAUCCACCAACACUGAACAUCUAUGGCAUCCACAGGAUGAACAAAUCUGACAACCUGGAACUAACAUGCAGAGGUCGCCAGUACCUGAGGUGGACGACCCCUUCUACAAGCACUCGCUUCUCCACCAGUGACUGCAGUGGAUCAGGACUCUUUUGCACAACUCUGCGGAUCUCCAACGCAACUGUGAAUGAAACUGGACAGUACCAGUGCUCCUACAGCGACCUGAGAGUCGAAGAUGGCAAGACUUCAGCAGCGACUUAUGUGUUUGUCCAAGAUUACAAGGUGCCGUUCGUGCCGUCUGAGAAAGAAUAUGAGGUGGUGUUCAUCCGUGAGGGAGAGCGGGUGGUUAUACCAUGCCGAGGCUCAGUGGAGAAUCUCAACGUUACGCUCCACACUAAGUAUCCAAAUAAGGAGCUCCAUCUCGAUGGGAAGGAUUCUCUGUGGGACGCCAGGACGGGUUUCACUGUUCCCAGUUAUCUGAUCAGCUACGCCGGCGUCGUGUCCUGCCAGACUCGUAUUGGAAAUGAGACAUUUAAGUCCCCUCUCUACAUUGUUGCUGUUGUCGGAUACAAGAUCUAUGACCUCACCCUGAACCCCACGCAAGUGAGGCUGUCUGUGGGGGAGCAGCUGGUGCUCAGCUGCACUGCCCACACCGAGCUCAAUGUGGGCAUCGAAUUCAACUGGACGCACUCCGGUCAGGCUCUGACCUCUGUGAAUGGUUCGAGGUCGACCCAUGCAACACCCCACAAGAAGAAGCUGUGGAACUCUCUGGAGCUGUCCAACACACUCAUAGUGGAGAAUGUCACAGUUGAUCACACCGGAAAGUACACCUGCACUGCAUCCAGUGGGCAGAUGGAGAAAAGUGCCUCAGCAUUUCUUAAAGUGUAUGAAAAGCCUUUCAUUGAUAUGAAAGAGCCGUUGACGAAGGUUUGGGAGGUAAAUGUGGGAGAUCAAACAUCCACCACGAUCCCUGUCAAGUACUCAGCCUACCCGGAGCCCAGCUUUAAAUGGUUAAAAAAUGGCCUACCAUUGAGGGAUGAUUACAGAAUAAAACAGAAAAGUGAUGCCCUCAUCAUCCGUGGAGUCACAGAAAUGGAUGCAGGGAAUUACACAAUGGUCCUGACCAAUAAGAUUACUAAAGAGGAAUGGAGACACUCUUUCCAGCUGCUGGUCAACGUGCCUCCUCAUAUCAUUGAGAAGGAGGUGGCGGUGGACACUGAUGUGCACCCGUAUGGCAGCAGCCCCACCCUAAGGUGCACCGCUCGUGGAUUUCCCACACCUGCACACAUCCAGUGGCAGUGGAUGUCCAAGGAGGACUGUCCAGAGGCCUUCUUGUCAUGGCUGAUGAAGUCUGAGGUACAGCUAGAGGAGUGUACAGGUUGGAAAAAUAUCAGCAAUAGCACUGGUCACCACCCUGUAGAACGAAUUAUGACUGACCCUGAUCUUGCUCAAAAGAAAAUCGUGAGCUCUUUGAAGAUUCAGAAAGCUGAGACCCAUGCCCUCUACAGAUGCAUGGCUGCCAACAAAGCAGGAGAGGAUUCACGCAUCAUCUUUUUCCAUGUGACACGUGGCCUUGAGGUGAGUGUGUCUCCAUCCAAUGAGCCCUUAGAGGAGGACCAUGUUGUUCUGCAGUGUAAGGCAGACAGGCUGAUCUACGGCAACCUUGCCUGGUUCCGCGUGACCAACGUCUCAAAAUUAAAGCAGAUUGGGUCGAUGCAGCGCUGUCGCUCCCUGGCGUUGCACCUGAGGCCCCUGUCGCAUGUAGUGCUGUCCAGCGUGCAGGGCACCAACGUGACCCUGGAGCUGCCACUGCCCAACGCGUCCCGUCAUGAUGAGGGUCUGUAUGCCUGUCAGGUCGAAAAUAUCAAGACUCAGGAGAGAACCUGCUUGCUACGCCAUCUUUCUCUCAAAAGUCUUGAGGCUGCAAGGAUCCUUAAUAAUUUAACCGAUCAAAAAGUUAACAUGAGUGGAACAAUCAGUCUCCACUGUGAUGCAACAGGGAUGCCAAACCCAACGGUGGUGUGGACAAAAAACAACCUCACUGUGGUGGAAGGUUCAGGUGUGAUUCUGAGCCAGCGCAACCAUAUUCUGACAAUUCAGCGUGUGAAGAAGGAGGACAGUGGUCUGUACACCUGCACUGCAUGUAACAGCCGUGGCUGUGACACCUCACGGGCCUUUUUGACUACUGAAGGUGCAGAGGAAAAGACUAAUGUGGAACUGAUUGUUCCUAUUGGGUCAGUGGUCAUCGCCAUGUUUUUCUGGUUACUGAUCGUCUUUGUCAUCCGUGGAAGAAAGAGACCAAAUGGUGUGGAACUGAAGACGGGCUACCUGUCCAUGAUCCUGGACUCAGAGGACAUGCCCACGGAUGAGCAGUGUGAAAGGCUCAUGUAUGAUGCUAACAAAUGGGAGUUCCCUCGGGACAGACUGAAGCUAGGUGACCCACUGGGACGAGGAGCGUUUGGUCAGGUAGUAGAAGCAGCCGCCUUUGGCAUUGAGAAAGCUACCACAUUCACCACUGUUGCAGUCAAGAUGCUCAAGGAGGGAGCCACAUCUAGUGAGUACCGUGCCUUGAUGUCAGAGCUGAAAAUACUCAUUCAUAUCGGGCAUCAUCUCAAUGUCGUCAACUUGCUGGGAGCCUGUACGAAGCCUGGAGGGCCACUGAUGGUGAUUGUGGAGUACUGUAAACAUGGAAACCUCUCCAGCUACCUGAAGAGUAAGCGCGGAGAGUAUAGCCCCUACAAGAGGAAGCAGGUGGACAGCCAGAGGUGGGCGUCUACAGAGGAGGAUGUUACCGACGGGGAUCUGGGUCUGGGGAAGAUUGCCCAGCUGGACAUCUGCACAGGAACGGCUGUCUGCGCCAGAGCUGGAGACAGGGCUUCAGGCAGCAACGUGGACACUCAGGAAGAGAGCUCAGACGAUGACCAUCUGACCAUGGAAGACCUGAUAAGCUACAGCUUCCAGGUGGCCAAAGGCAUGGAGUUUCUGUCCUCCCGCAAGUGUAUCCACAGAGAUCUAGCAGCCAGAAACAUCCUGCUUUCAGAGAACAAUGUGGUGAAGAUCUGUGACUUUGGCCUCGCUAGAGAUGUAUACAAAGACCCUGACUAUGUCCGCAAGGGAGAUGCACGUCUCCCUCUGAAGUGGAUGGCUCCUGAGACCAUCUUCGAUCGGGUGUACACCACACAAAGUGAUGUUUGGUCCUUUGGGGUCCUUCUCUGGGAGAUCUUUUCUCUGGGGGCUUCUCCCUAUCCGGGUGUUUGCAUUGACGAGUCUUUCUGCAGGAGGCUUAAGGAAGGCACCAGGAUGAGACCCCCAGAAUACGCUACCACUGAGAUAUACCAGACCAUGUUGGACUGCUGGCUGGAUCGUCCCACAGACAGGCCAACAUUCGCAGAGCUGGUUGAACAUCUGGGCAACCUGCUACAGGCCAGUGCUCAACAGGAUGGGAAGGACUACAUCCCUCUGACAGCAAGCAGCGUGGCAGAAGGAUCUCCAGUGACCCCUGACCCCAGGAUCCCCUACAGCAGGCCCCAAAGUGGGGAAAUCCUGGAAGCUCAGCUCCACUACGACAACCCACCAUCCCUUGGACUGUCCCAGCAGAGUGAGCGGUGCAGUCGGCCCCUCAGUGUGAAGAUGUUUGAGGACAUCCCUGUGGCGCACAGCAGUGUCAUGGAGGGUCACACAGACAGUGGUAUGGACUUCUCAUCAGAGGAGGUAAAAGGUUUGAAUCAACAGCUGACAACUACACCCAACUUCAGCCAGCUGCUGCGCUGUAAGAGUAAAGAGUCUCUGGCCUCGGAGUCAUCCAAUCAGACGAGCGGAUACCAGUCAGGGUACCACUCUGACGACACAGACAACCCGAUCUAUGCUAACGAGGAGGUGAUCAUGAAGCACAACAUGCUGAAGAAGCCUCCGCUGCCCAAGACGCCUGACAAAUUCAACAUGGAGAUCCGCUACAGCACACCACCUGUCUGACCCCACACAUUCCCCAGCAACUUAACCCUGAGUCUUUUCACUGUACCCUAUUUGUUUACUUUCCACAGGUAUCACACUUUAGGAACAAUGACAAUCCUUGCAAUACAGCUCGGUUCACUGUGGUGUUGAGAUAUUUUCACAAGAGAUAACUUAAUAAGUCAGCUGUGAAAAAUGAAGGUUGUAUGAUAAGUUUGUAAGUGCAGCUCUUUUUGGACAGCUGGAGGAAUGCUAUCAUGUUUACACAGCGAGUAAAAGGUCUGGGGAGCCGAGACACGAGGACAUGCCUACUUCCUGAGGCGCAAUCCACCCACUUCCUCUAUUGCAGGAAAUGGCAUCUGGAAUUUUUAGAUAAUUGAAUCAGCAAAUGUUUUCUUUCUGUCUUUUCGUUGUUGGCACACUAAAUGCCUAGCAAGGAGUCAGUUCUCUCAGAUCAAUCAGAACAAUGUUUCAUGAGUCACAUUUGUACAGUUCCUUUAUGCAUAUAACUGACAGUAUUUUAUUGAAAGUAUAUUACUAAACCUGCAAUAAAUGUAACUAGUUUUAUAAAAUAAAAAUACUCACAGAUUAA